AUGUCCAGUUGCUCCGACGGAUCGAUGGUGGCGUGUGAAUACUCCCCGGCCGGCAACGACGGCAAGUCGGCGUGGUUCGUUCACUACGCCCAGGCGACGCAGUGUCCGACCGGUACCACAGCUCAGCUUGGUCUGUGUGUUGUGGAAGGAGACUCGAAAAACGACCUGAUUGCGCCGAUCCCGGACGGCAAAUGGACGUACGAGGUGUACCCGACGUUCGUUGCUGACAUCAUGUCCACGAUCCUGAAGGCAGCGAAGGCGAGAGAUACUCCUGGAAACGCACCCGCGACUACGAGCUCCCCGGAUGGAUCAGCGAUGUACGAGACGACCCCGGAGGAAUCCAGCGCAGACACCGAACAGACCACGAGUUCGCUCGAGGCGGAGACGUCGUCGGGCUCUACAACUGAUGAAACCAGCUCGUCAAUGCUUGGCGGUAGCUUGGGUGUUUCAGAGUCCUCUGGUGACGAUUUAUUGACUGAGUCGUCUGGGGAAACAGCCUCGUCCUCGCUCGAAGACACCGCCUCCACUUCGGCAUCGACUUCGGAGUCUUCGACCGAUUUGUAUGGCGAAACUCCUAGCAGCGGUUCCUCGGAGGAUACGCCGUUGCAGGUCGAGUCUUGCUCCGGAUCAUCUCCUGGAACCUCUGAAGAGACCGCAUCUUCAGAGCUUGGCGGUGGAUCCGAGGUGUCUCCCACUUCGGGAUCGGCAGACACGACGUACGCUUCAAGCUCGAUGACCGAAUCGUCUUCGAGUGAAAGCUUGGCCUCCUCGGGCCUCUCCGAUGAGACCAGCUCGUCGCUGCUUGGUGGAUCCGCUGAGGCGACCUCAUCCGGCGAGACGAGCUCUGGGUCCUCGCCAGAGUCGGCAACCGACGAUGAGGAACCGGGUACAGUGAAGCCCAGCUCAGCCACGGGAUCGUCUUUCAGGAACCAGGAAUCGACGCCGUCAUCGGGAUCGGCGACGACCAGCUCGGGCAGCACCCCCAGCACGGAUUCGACCAAGCAGGAGGACUCGACUAAACAGGAGGAGGACUCAACUAAACAGGAAAGCAGCAAGCCGGCAUCCUCGGCUACGGGCCCGACGACUGCAGUCUCGGCCAAGAACGAGUCAAGUGUCGCUACUGCCGCGGGUGCUGCGAUCUCUCCAGCAGGUAUCGCCGGUAUUAUCGUGCUGGGAGUCGUGGCUGUGGCCGCAUUGGCAGUAUUCGUAAGCUACCGCAAGAACCAGCAACGGCAGCGGGACAUCAUGCGCGACGGCGGUAUCCAAGUCAUUUAAGUCCCAGGCAAAUUCCAAGAAGCUCGUAAUAGAUCGAGCCAACGUGAUGAAGCGUACGCGGUGUGCGUCGUCGCAGGUGAAAGACAGAGUGAGAGAUACAAUAGCGCGGCGAGGCCACCAAAUGUGAGCAUAAAGUCAAUCGAAUCCGGUUUAGUUUUAUCUGAUCCUCCCGCUUCGCAAAGCGCAAAGCCUCGGC
This is a messenger RNA of Phytophthora nicotianae INRA-310, 1471 nucleotides long. RefSeq lists its product as hypothetical. The coding region runs from base 1 to 1275 and encodes 424 amino acids. Lineage: Eukaryota; Oomycota; Peronosporomycetes; Peronosporales; Peronosporaceae. The transcript has a single exon. The record is from RefSeq and is a predicted model, not a curated record.